This is a messenger RNA of Trachymyrmex cornetzi, 1662 nucleotides long. Its product is annotated as protein diaphanous. Bases 70 to 1662 code for a protein of 530 amino acids. Gene Ontology annotation, molecular function: small GTPase binding; actin binding. The record is from RefSeq and is a predicted model, not a curated record. The transcript is spliced from 6 exons. Gene Ontology annotation, biological process: actin cytoskeleton organization; actin filament polymerization. Gene Ontology annotation, cellular component: actin filament. Lineage: Eukaryota; Metazoa; Arthropoda; Insecta; Hymenoptera; Formicidae.
ACAUGGUUCGGCCGACCGAAGAAAUCCGUACGCGGGAGUGGGUCGCGUGGCUAUUCGGGCAGUAACACCAUGCCGAGGCCACACUCCGGUGACGAUAUCAACGAGAUCGAGCAACAGCGUUGCAUCAUCGAAAGGAUGGACGAAGAGACGGUGAACGAUAGAUUUGAGGAAAUGUUGGCUAAUAUGAAUCUAACAGAAGAAAAGAAGGAACCAUUGCGCCAGCAAUCGGAUUCGAAGAAGAAGGAGAUGCUGGUUUUGCAUUACAAGGGUAGCAUACAGGAGAAUCGAUCAAAAUUCGACAAACCGGCGGAUUACAUACAGUACUUGGCGCAGCCUGAUUUGAGCGUCAAUAAGAUCUACAACUGCAUUGAGUCUCUCAGGAUCGCGCUUACUAACAAUCCGCUCAGCUGGGUACAGGAAUUUGGUACCAAGGGUCUCAAGCAGGUUCUGGCUACUCUCAAUGAAUGUUAUCGAAAUGAUAACCGUUAUGAGCGAAUACAAUACGAAUGUAUUCGCUGUUUAAAGGCUAUUAUGAAUAAUACCGUUGGUAUAAAGGAGAUGUUGGCCCAUCACGAGGCCCUUACCAUUGUGGCCAGGUCAUUGGAGCCGACGAAACCAUCUGUAAUGUCCGAAGCUGUAAAGUUACUAGGCGCGGUGUGCCUCAUAUCCAGCGAUAGUCACAAAAAGGUUUUAGAUGCUGUUACUAUGAAUGGCGAAUUCAAAGGUCGUGAAAGAUUUCUGCCAAUCGUACAAGGUUUGAUGAAUAAGAAGAACGAAAAUUUAAGGGUAGUAUGCCUUCAACUCAUAAACUCGAUAAUAUCAUCCGCGGAGGAUCUAGAUUUUCGCUUACAUCUUAGGAACGAGGUAAUGCGAGUAGGUCUAGCCGAUAUUCUCGAAAUGUUAGAGAAAGAUGAGUCGGAAGACUUGGCUACGCAUUUGAAGAUUUUUAAUGAUCACAAAGAGGAGGAUUACGAGGAAUUUGUACAGAGAUUUGACAACGUACGUUUAGAAUUAGACGAUGUUAACGAUUGCUUUGAAGUAGUCAAAAAUAUGGUAAUGGAUACCUCCGCCGAACCAUACUUUCUAUCAAUACUUCAACAUCUUUUAUUUAUUCGAGAUGAUGCUCUGGUUCGACCGGCAUAUUAUAAAUUGAUAGAGGAAUGUAUAUCGCAAAUUGUGUUGCAUCGUUCAGGCUGUGACCCAGAUUUCAGCGCGACAAAACGCUUCCAGAUUGAUGUACAACCGUUGAUCGAUAUCCUAGUCGAAAAGUCACGGGCCGAGGAAGAACGCCGAUUAGUAGAAGUGAUGCAAAAGUUAGAGGAAGCUAUAGCUAGUAGACAAGAAGCCGAAGCGAAACUUCAGCAUGCGGAAAACAAGAUCAAAGAACUGGAGCAAGGAACAGAGAAACCUGAAGGUUUCGCUAGAGUGGCAAAAGGAAAAACACGAAGUGUGACAAGAACGACGCUCUGCACGAGAACGACGAACGACGCUCUACGCGAGGACGAAGAACGACGCCUUGCACGAGGUACGACGACGACACUUCACACCAAGUGCGACGAGAACGACGCUCUACGCGAGGGUGAAGAACGACGCCUUGCACGAGAUAUGACGACGACACUUCACACCAAGUGCGACGAGAACGACGCUUCGCACGAAGUGUGA